This is a messenger RNA of Onthophagus taurus, 747 nucleotides long. RefSeq lists its product as uncharacterized. Gene Ontology annotation, molecular function: structural constituent of chromatin; protein heterodimerization activity; DNA binding. The record is from RefSeq and is a predicted model, not a curated record. Gene Ontology annotation, cellular component: nucleosome. NCBI's taxonomy places the organism in Eukaryota, Metazoa, Arthropoda, Insecta, Coleoptera, Scarabaeidae.
AAUUUAGAUUUAAUUACAAAUAAAAAUUGAUAAAAUUUUGUUUCUCAACAUUUAAUAUAUGAUAUUAUAAUUAGUACCAACAUAAACAGUUGGUACGCCGACGUAAAGUGCGCGAAUGAAAACCGAAUUAACCUCAAAUCACCGUUAAGAAUAUAAGAAAUAAAUUUUAGAAAUUUAAGACGUUAAAUCAGUAAGAAAAACGAUUGUAAUUAGUUGAAUAACAAAAAAAAUGCCACCGAAAUCAAGUAAUAACGUUUCGACCGCAUCAUCAAGUAAUAAAAGGAAGCAAUUAAAACCGAAGAAGAAGCCACCCGCCACAAUAUUCUAUGUGAAAUCUAAGGAGCACAGAGUGCCUACAACGACUAUGAAUUCGAUUAAGUAUCUGCAAAAAUCCACAAAAUUAUUAAUACCAAAGUUACCUUUUGCUCGGGUAGUUCGAGAAAUCUUAUAUGCGCGUUCGGCUGAUGUGAAUCAAAUGCAACAACUAGCCCUCGCAGCCCUACAAGAAUCCUGCGAGCUUUAUCUUACCCAUUUAUUUGAAGAUGCUAACAUGUUAGCAAUGCACGCAAAUCGAAUCACACUCUCGGCAGAUGAUAUGGACUUGGCUCUCCAACUCCGUGAUAGAAAAUCAUGAAGAAUUUUAUUAGACGUUGAGAUCUUAGUACGUAUAAGAUAAAUUGUUUUUAUUUUUUUAAGAAAAUGUUAUAAAAGAAGUCAUAUAAGACAAAAAAACCUUAUUUUUUGUAA